Messenger RNA from Lycium ferocissimum, 654 nucleotides. RefSeq lists its product as uncharacterized. The transcript is spliced from 4 exons. The record is from RefSeq and is a predicted model, not a curated record. Lineage: Eukaryota; Viridiplantae; Streptophyta; Magnoliopsida; Solanales; Solanaceae. Bases 1 to 654 code for a protein of 217 amino acids.
AUGGCUAAUCUUACAAAACUCGAGUUUGUUGCCCAUAAUGUCUCGAGCAAGAACUACCUAUCAUGGGUGUUGGAUGCUGAAAUUCAUUUAGAUGCAAUGGGUUUUGGAGACACCAUAAAAGAUAAAUAUAAAGCAUCCAAGCAAGAUUGUGCUAAAGCAAUGAUAUUCUUGCGUCAUCAUCUUGAUGAAAUUUUAAAAAUUGAAUAUCUCACCAUCAAGGAUCCACUUAUUUCGUGGAAUAACUUGAAAGAAAGAAUUACUUCUCAAUUGAAACUCUAUGGAGAUACAAUUAGUGAUUCUGAUAUCUUUGGAAAAGCAUUCUCCACCUUUCAUGUCUCGAAUGUGCUCCUACAAAAAGGUUGUGGUUGCACUCAUGGUCGUGGUCGUGGUCAUGGUCGUGGUCAAAAUUCUUCCCUUGGGGCUAAUUAUUCAUCAAAGAAGAAGCAUCACCAGAAGGGGAAUAAAAAGAAAGAUGAGAAAUGUGAAGUGGCAGAAACAAAAUCACUAAAGAAGAAAGAGAAAAAUCCUGAAGCUAAUUUUAUCUCUGAGGAUCAAGUUGAUAUUACUCAUUUGGAUGUAGCCAAUUUUUUUGAGCACCUUGAAGGAAAAAUAGAUCACUUGAUUGGUGAUGGAUCUAUUGUUAAGGAUGAUUGA